CACACACACACACACACACACACACACACACACACACACACACACCUCCCCCUCCCGUCUCUCUCGGUAAUCCGGUCUCUCUGCAGUCAUCAUGGCGGAAAUCAAGACGGGGAUCUUUGCUAAGAACGUACAGAAACGGCUGAACCGCGCGCAGGAGAAGGUGCUGCAGAAACUGGGAAAGGCCGACGAGACCAAAGAUGAGCAGUUUGAGCAGGUGGUCGUCAACUUCAGGAGGCAGGAGUCGGAAGGCUCUCGGCUGCAGAGGGAGAUGAAAGCCUACAUGGCGGCCAUUAAAGGGAUGCAGCAGGCCUCCAUCAACCUGACGCAGUCUCUGCAUGAAGUCUACGAGCCGGACUGGCACGGCAAAGAUGACGUCAUGGUCAUCGGGAAGGACUGCGAUGCCAUGUGGGAGGAUUUCCAUAACAAGUUGGUGGACUCAACGCUUCUGAACCUGGAUGAGUAUCUCCUGCAGUUCCCAGACCUCAGAACUCGCGUGGCCAAGAGAAGCCGGAAACUGAUUGACUACGAUAGUGCUCGACACCAUGUGGAGACCCUUACGCUGUCCGGGAUGAAGAGCGACCGGAAGACUGAGGAGGCGGAUGACGAGCUUAAGAAGGCUCAGAAGGUUUUCGACGAGCUGGAUGUCGGCCUGCAGGACGAGCUGCCCACUCUGUGGGACAGCCGGGUGGGAUUCUACAUCAGCACCUUCAAGAGCAUCACUAACCUGGAGGCCAAGUUCCACCGCGAGAUCUCUCUGGUGUGCCGGCAGCUGUACGAAGUGAUGACGCAGCUGGCUGAGCAGCACUCUGACAAGAUGUUCACCAUCCAGGGAGCCCCGAGCGACUCGGGACCGCUGAGACUCGCCAGAACCCCGUCACCUCCAGAGGACGAGAGCCCGCCUGAGAGCCCCGACGCCGGAUCCAACCACAUGCUCCGCCCCGUUUCACCUGGACCCCCACGGCCCAAAUCCCCCAUACAGCUUAAAAAGGGUCCGCCGGUGCCCCCACUACCAAAGGCCACACCGACCAAGGAAGUGGCAGAGGAGCAGAUCAUCGACCUUUUUGGAGGGGAGUUCUUACCGGCGCCGACACCGUCGCAGCCCAACGAACGACCAGGAGAGUCUCUGCUCGACCUGGACUUUGAUGCUUUUGAGCCAGAUGAGAGUGUUUCUCCGAUCCCGCAGACCGCAGUGCCCUGGGAUAUGUGGUCGGGAGAAGCCCAAAAAGCUGAGCUUGGAGCUGACACUGGGUUCGUCGCAGACUGGUCCGCUGACUUUGGUUCGGCAAAUGGAGAUGCUGCUCCAGGACCCGAGGCACCUGACGUAGGUCCGGAGGGGGGGGCGCAGGGUGCAGACACAGCUAGACCUCCUGAGGACGAGGGGGCAGCCACAGCUGGAGAUGAGAAUGCCACCGCCCCGUCAUUCUUCGCUGAGUUUGAUCAGAUGAAUGAAGUUAAAGCAGAGGCUCCGGGAGCCACAGGGAGAGAACCUACUCAGGAACAAGACAAGUAUCCAGCUCUACCGGACGUUGGAGCUCCCCUUGCUGGAGAAGAGGUGGAGGAACCUGCAGCUUCCCCUGCUGGAGAAGGGGUGGAGGAACGUGCAGCUCCCCCUGCUGGAGAAGGGGUGGAGGAACCUGCAGCUCCCCCUGCUGGAGAAGGGGUGGAGGAACGUGCAGCUCCCCUUGCUGGAGAAGAGGUGGAGGAACCUGCAGCUCCCCCUGCUGGAGAAGGGGUGGAGGAACCUGCAGCUCCUCCUGCUGGAGAAGGGGUGGAGGAACCUGCAGCUUCCCCUGCUGGAGAAGGGGUGGAGGAACUUGCAGCUCCCCCUGCUGGAGUAAAGGUGGAAAAACCUGGAUCUCCACCUGCUGGAGAAGAGGUGGAGGAACCUGGAGCUCCCCCUACUGAUGUGGGUAAUAAAGCUGAUCGUUCAGGCAGCCCAGAGGAUGAGAAACCUGAUUCCACCUCUGGAUCUCCAAGCUCAGACAUGGCAGCCCUUGAAGAGAUCGAUCCUGUUGAGGAAGUCAAAACACCCACCUCUGAAAAAAUGCCGAUCCCCUCUGUGGUGAUCGAGCCAGCUUCGAGUAACGAAGGGGAUGAUGACCGGGAUGCAGACAUAAUUUCUCCCACCGCCAUCGGGGAUAAUGACGUGACAGCUGAGAACCAGACCAUCAAACACAUGAGUCCGUCCGGCGGUGUGUCAGGGCUCCCUGACGACUUCCUCUAUAAGGUGGAGACCAUGCAUGACUUUGAGGCUGCAAAUUCAGAUGAGCUGGAGCUGAAGAGAGGCGAUGUGGUGCUGGUGGUUCCCACCGCUUCAGUAGAGGAUCAGGAUGCCGGCUGGCUCACUGGGAUUAAAGAAAGUGAUUGGGUAACACUUGGUGCCAGUGCUCACCAAGGACUUUUCCCAGAAAACUUUAUUCAACGCUUGGAGUAAGAAGUUUUCCAGCUGUGUAAAAUGCGAGCUGAGGUUUGAAACACCAGUGGAUAUGCCAUCCAGUCAGCAUGAAUCCAACCCUGAAACACCCAAUAACUUGGUGCAGAUGUCUGCUGGACCACACAAGGCUCUCUCUGGUUGAUGAAGCUCUACUCAAACUUAAAUUCAUGUUAAUAAAAGUAGCACUAUUCCCAGGAAAGUGAAAUUAAUAAGCAUGAUAUCAUAGUAUGAUCGACCCUUCUUUGAGACUGAGAUGUUUUUUUGUUGUUGAAUGAAAUAGGAUGUUUUAAUUUAUUGGGAAUGAUGCAAUCUCUAAAUGUUCAUGCCAUCAAAAGGAAAGUAGUUUGAAAUAAAUACACUAACCCUCACCCCUUCUUAGCAACAAGUGUGUUGUACUGGUUCUGUUGCUGUGGAGUGUACUGGGUUCUGUAGUGCUGUGAUCUAUUGAACUGUUCUGUAACAUGAAACUCUUGAGUGUCUGUUUUUUCUUCAACACGUCAUCACUGUUAUCCCUGUCUUUGUGUUUCUGUAAAACAUGGCUGUGCUUUUAUUUGGAAAACGUUGUGAUGAGUUUUAGUGAGUGUUGUGUUUUGACCAGAAGAGUGUCACAUUUAUUAUCUGAGCAUUGGCAAACUAUCAGUGCAAAUCCAGCAUUAAAAUCACAUAUUUUAUUAUAGCUUGUAUUCCAAGAGAAAAAUAUUGCAGAAAUUCGAAAAACCCUACAUUGUGACAGCUAAUUCAAAUCCCAGCAAGUCAUAAGUCGAAGGGAAAUUAUAGAAUAGUAAGAAAGAAAUCAAACAGGAGGUUUUUAUGGGUCUAGGAUCACAGGACAUUUAUUAAGACAUGUAUUAUGCAAUCUAUGUUGUUGGUAUAUUCCAACGGUUCUGUAGAUCAACAAAUAUGAAGUCACAUGCUUUGUAAAUUUGUCAUGUCUACCAUUUUGUGAUGUACAUACCAUAAGAUAUGUCAAAAUCAAUAAAUAAGAGUUCAUACGCCA
Eleginops maclovinus (Patagonian blennie) is the source of this 3431-nucleotide messenger RNA. It is a transcript of the gene amph, whose product is annotated as amphiphysin. Gene Ontology annotation, biological process: synaptic vesicle endocytosis. NCBI's taxonomy places the organism in Eukaryota, Metazoa, Chordata, Actinopteri, Perciformes, Eleginopidae. Gene Ontology annotation, molecular function: protein binding; phospholipid binding. Gene Ontology annotation, cellular component: cytoplasm; plasma membrane; synaptic vesicle. The record is from RefSeq and is a predicted model, not a curated record.